AUGCGUGGCGUCCUACAACUGCAUGAGCUCAAAUCAACGCAAGAUGCGACAGAAAUGCUUCCAAGAGUCUUGAAUCUGUCCAACAUUAUAUUUGCUCCAGAGCCUGGAAGCAAAUACGCGUCGAUUGCUGUGUGGAAGGAGCGUCUGCCAUUACCUGAUGCGAAGAUCCUCUACAUGGCACCAUCCUCCGACCCUUCGAAUCCCAUCGCCUUUGUCUUCGCUCAUCCACGUACGCACCCGUUGCCUCUGAAGUUCAGCGAAACAGAAAGUCUGCACGUUUGGCUGGCAGGAGUUCUACCAGCGAGAAGAAAGGAAGGCUGUCUCUCCCGGAUGAUGGCCGCAUUAGAAGCGGAGUCCGCAGUCACUCUGACAGUGUGCACGACCCCCGAUAAAUAUCCGGACAUGUGGGCGUGGCUGAACGGGCGCGGAUGGUCGGUGGAACGGGAGCUUGGGCGGGGGAAAGUGAUGUUGAGCAAGUAUCCUUCAUUUGCGCCCUCGGCCCGAACACAGCACGAAGAUUGA
Molecule: messenger RNA, 522 nt
Organism: Laetiporus sulphureus 93-53
Lineage: Eukaryota; Fungi; Basidiomycota; Agaricomycetes; Polyporales; Laetiporaceae
Exons: 1
Coding region: 1-522 (173 amino acids)
Source: RefSeq, a predicted model, not a curated record